UUUAGCUUGUGGCUAAGCUAGCUGACUAUGGCUGCUUGGUUGGUCCAGCUGUGUUUGUGUCCUGGUUGAGCAGGUAUCACCGGCAGGACGUGUCUGAGGAGACGGCGGGCUGAGAGCGGUUCGUGUCGUCGCACUUUGAUCGUUUCCUGGACAAAAUGCGGCUGUUUCUUCUUCUGCUGUCCUGCGGUACCGAGAGAUGCUGCUGACGGGAGGACAGAGGAAGCAGGCGCCGUGUGAGCCUCCUCAGGUCCGCAUGUGAGCUCUGCCGUCCGAGGCUGCGGCAGGGUUGUUUGUGUCGGUCUUUCAGCUGUGUGAUUUCUUCGCUAAAGCUAUGAUGCCUUUCUGAGGGGAAAUAAUGGACAAAUCGAGCCGGGUGUGUCGGCCCCAGCGGAUUAGUGAGUCGUCUAAGGUCUUCCGCUGGGUGGAUCAGGCCGCCGAGCUGCUGCAGGGCCUCAAUGAGCAGCGGCAGCACGGCCAGUUCUGCGAUGUGGUGCUCGUAGCCGACGACCAGCGGGUCCCGGCUCACCGAGCCCUGCUGGCCGUCUCCAGCCCAUACUUCAAUGCUAUGUUUACCUUGGGCAUGAAGGAGGAACACCAGCAGGAGGUGGAGCUGGUUGGGAUGUCCUUCAUUGGUCUAAAGGCUGUAGUGGACUUCCUGUACAGCGGAGAGCUGCCAUUGGACGGAGGAAACAUCGACUACGUGCUGGAAGCCGCCCACCUCCUGCAGGUGUGGCGAGUGGUGGAUUUCUGCUGUCAGUACCUUGAGAAGGAGGUGAGCGAGGACAACUACCUGUACCUGCAGGAGCUGGCGCUGCUCUACAGCCUGGAGCGACUCGACACCUUCAUCGACCACUUCAUCCUCACACGCUUCGCCACGCUCUCUUUCAACCUGGACUUCCUUCGUGAUAUUCCUUUACACAAACUCAGCUCCUACCUCUCCAGUGGCCAGGUUCAGCACGACAGUGAGCAGGCUCUUCUCCAGGCCUCCCUGCAGUGGCUCAGCCAGACGCCUGAGCGGACCUCCCACGCCAGGCAGCUCCUCUCCCACAUCCGAUUCCCUCUGAUGCCAGUGGGGGACCUCGUGAGCAGGGCGCUUCCGGCUGUGAGAGCUCUACUGCCCGAGGAGGCUGGCUGCGAGGCCCUGGUGGAGGAGGCACUAGCGUACCAUGCCAGGCCCAACGCUCAGCCGCUCCUGCAAACUGGACGCACCGCACUGAGGGGGGGAGUGGAGAGGCUGCUGCUCAUUGGAGGAGAGGUUUCCGAGCGUGGAGAGGAGCUGAGCGCCAGCGUUUGCUCUCUGGACGGUGAAACGGGAAGUUGGGAGGUGGAGACCGAGCUGCCGGCCCAGCGGAGCCACCACUGCCUCGCGGUGCUCGGAGGCUUCAUCUUUGCUGCCGGCGGCAGCUCUUCCAGGGACAACGGUGGAGACGCUGCCUGUAACCUUCUGUACAGAUACGACCCCCGCCACAACCAAUGGACCAGGGGUGCGCCGAUGAACCAGCGACGAGUUGACUUCUACCUGGGGACAGUAGGAGAGUGCCUGAUUGCCGUGGGAGGGAGGAAUGACACUGGAGCUUUGUCCUCAGUGGAGAUCUACUGUCCUGCUGAGGACUGCUGGACCUACGUGGCAGGCCUGCCCAGGUUUACUUACGGUCACGCUGGAACAGUUCACCGUGGCAUCGUCUACAUCUCUGGUGGUCACGACUAUCAGAUCGGCCCGUACCGCCGGGACGUCCUGAGUUACAAUCCGUCACGCGAUGGCGAUGUGUGGGUGGAAUGCCAGCCCAUGUCUCUUGCCCGGGGCUGGCACUGCAUGGCCUCCCUUGACCACCUAAUCUAUGCCAUCGGAGGCAGUGACGACCACGAGGACACUACAGAACGCUUUGACAUCCUGCAGAUGGAGUCCUACGACCCACGCAGCGGCCAGUGGACUCGGGUUGCAUCGCUGUUGCUGCCCAACAGCGAGGCGGGGCUCGCUGUCUGGGCAGGUAGGAUCUAUGUUCUUGGGGGCUACAGCUGGGAGAGCAUGGCAUUCUCCAGAGCCACACAGGUAUAUGACCCUGACAAGGGGUCAUGGUCUAGAGGGCCUGACCUGCCCAAACGCAUCGCGGGGGCUUCAGCAUGUGUGUGCACCGUGAAGCCUCUGCCACUGUCAGCCUCACCAGAGAAGAAGAAGAUGGAGCCAGGGGUGAAAGGAAGAUCACGCCCUGUGUAACAACAGGGAUGGACUUCAGAUGGACUCCUGGUACCCUGAAUAGGAGAUCAGUACUUUAUUAGAUCUCCUACAUGACAGAAAAAGUAAGAGCAAUAAGGACAACCACCAACAUCUUUCUCCUGGAGCACACUGGAUAACUAUGUUAACAAAAAUGACGUCAUGUGAUUGACAGGCUGUCCUGCAUUUUGGCUUUAGCAUCGGAGAGUUUGUCUGGCUUUGCAGGCUGGAUAGAGGCCCCAGUAUUCUGUACUGUGACCCACAUGGUGGCCAGUGAACUUGGGUGGUGCUGCCCCAGAGCGAUCCAGGACUCUGUAGUCCGUACACUGGACAAAUCGCACACAGUGUUAGCUCAGGCAGGCCACAAUCGCAGCCGAUCAGCUGAUCUCAGUGCCAGCCUUCAUCUGUUUAUGGCUCAGCUGAUGCCUUUAUACACAUCCAUCAUGCAUCAUGAAGUUGCUUUAGCCUAACUGUAGUUUCUGCACAUCUGCAACCCUCUUUACAACCCUCCUCCUUUUCUUGCUGCAUCUGACUUAAUGUCAUUAAAUCUGCUGCCACUGACUGUCUUACUGCUGAUUUUUUUAUUUACUGUGUCGUUUGUGACGUCUUAAAGCUGGAUGUGUGUUUGGUGCAGAUGUUUGGAGCCUCCAAAGCAAAGAACAGCCUGAGUUCAGUACAGUUUCUCUGAAAUGUGAGCUUUGCAUUGUGAGUGCAGAAUGUGCAACGAGAAGUCAGUCGUCUGUUAAAACAGAUGAACUUGGUUAAGCAUGUGGGAAGAAUUGAUUCCACGUGUCUGUAACAAAACGGGCACCCAGCAGCUCCACAGAGGUGCAGACCGCUCACUCGUGCUUUUAGGACUGAACAUGAAUGUUUUAUGAAAGACAUAACCACUCCCUGCAUUCAUUACACAGAUUAUUUAUUAUAUGGGCAGCAACAACAACCUUGACACACAG
This is a messenger RNA of Archocentrus centrarchus (flier cichlid), 3165 nucleotides long. It is a transcript of the gene klhl36, whose product is annotated as kelch-like family member 36. The transcript has 9 exons. The coding region runs from base 356 to 2215 and encodes 619 amino acids. Gene Ontology annotation, molecular function: cullin family protein binding. The record is from RefSeq and is a predicted model, not a curated record. Lineage: Eukaryota; Metazoa; Chordata; Actinopteri; Cichliformes; Cichlidae.